AUGGCGAGUCUCGCCGGCCUUAUGCGUUUCGCUGCGAUCAGGAGACCCGCUUCAUCGAGGAAGGGUCCUCCUCAGGUGGUUUGGCGCAGCUUCGCGACAUUGUCCAUCAAGGAGCUGCGGGACUUGGGCGUGGACACGGCUCAGCGAGGACGAACAGCCGGACCUCAUGCGUCAGAGGUGCUACACUUCCUACGUCACGCAGGGCUGACGCAGCAGGAGCUGACGCGUGCGGUCCGUAGGCAGCCGGAACUCUUAGACGCCAACCCGGCGGCGUUGGAGGCCUCAGCUGCCACUCUUCAAGGGAUGCUGGGUUCGUCUACGCUGACCACGCUCCGGGACUGCCCCGAGGUGCUCCUCGGCGCUUUGCUGGAGCAUCAGCGGCUUUUCGACGAGUGGGGGCUGGACGUGGAGGUCCUGACACGUUCCCCGCGGAUCCUCUUGAGGGUUCCAAGGGAGCUGCGCUGCGUCUUGGAAUUCCUACGAGAUGAUGCGUCAGGUCCUGGCAUGAGCUGUGAACAAAUCCGCCAGGUGACGCGCCGCUCCCCGAUGCUUCUGCUGGCGACCCGGAAGCCUUCUGAGCAGCUGGCGCCGUUAGUCGCCUUCCUGCGGCACCAAGUAGGCAUCGACCCAGCGGCAGAGCGAUGUUUGGCCUUCUAUGCUUGGCCGGAUGCGGUGGAGAUGUUGCAACGUGCCGCCGGGAAGACCCAGAGCUGA
Messenger RNA from Durusdinium trenchii, 714 nucleotides. The record is from the annotation of a GenBank genome assembly. Lineage: Eukaryota; Dinophyceae; Suessiales; Symbiodiniaceae.